Molecule: messenger RNA, 1230 nt
Organism: Micromonas commoda
Lineage: Eukaryota; Viridiplantae; Chlorophyta; Mamiellophyceae; Mamiellales; Mamiellaceae
Exons: 1
Coding region: 1-1230 (409 amino acids)
Biological process (GO): cytoplasmic translation
Cellular component (GO): cytoplasm
Molecular function (GO): GTP binding; GTPase activity
Source: RefSeq, a predicted model, not a curated record
AUGGGUAUCCUCGAGAAGAUCAAGGACAUAGAGCUGGAGAUGAGCAGGACGCAGAAGAACAAGGCGACGGAGGGUCACCUCGGCAUCCUCAAGUCCAAGCUCGCCAAGCUCCGCACCGAGCUCCUCGCUCCCUCAAAGUCCGGCGGCGGCGAGGGCGACGGGUUCGAGGUGUCCAAGUACGGCCACGGUCGCGUCGCGCUCAUCGGUUUCCCGUCGGUGGGCAAGUCCACGCUGCUCACCCAGCUCACCGGCACCGACUCCGAGGCGGCCGCGUACGAGUUUACCACGCUCACCUGCAUCCCGGGCGUGAUCCACUACAACGACGCGAAGAUCCAGCUGCUAGAUCUCCCCGGGAUCAUCGAGGGCGCGAGCGAGGGCAAGGGCCGCGGCAGGCAGGUCAUCGCGGUCGCCAAGUCGUCCGACCUCAUCCUGAUGGUCCUCGACGCGACCAAGUCGGAGGCGGCUAACUCGCGCUACGCGCACAAGGAGAUCCUCACCAGGGAGCUCGAGGCGGUGGGCCUGCGCCUGAACCAGACCCCGCCGCGGGUGUACAUCAAGAAGAAACACAGCGGCGGCGUCCAGGUGAACAACACCGUCCCGGGCGGGCUCACGAGAAUCGACGAGAGCACCGUGCUCAAGGUGCUCGCCGAGUACAAGAUACACCACUGCGAGCUGCUGAUCCGGGAGGACAUCGACGUGGACCAGCUCAUCGACGUGCUGGAGGGCAACAGGAAGUACAUACGGUGCCUGUACGUGUACAACAAGGUGGACGCCCUGACGAUCGAGGAGGUGGACUCGCUGUCGAGGCGCGCGGACUCCGUGUGCAUCUCGUGCUACCUCGAGCUCGGGAUGGACCAGCUGCUCCGACGGAUGUGGGCCGCGAUGGGCCUGGUUCGAGUGUACACGAAGAAGACGGGGAACAAACCGGAUUUCGACGAGCCGGUGGUGCUCGCGGAGCACAGAGGCGGCACGAGCGUCAAGGACUUCUGCGAUCAGAUUCACAACACGAUCGCCAAGAACCUCAAGUACGCCCAGGUUUGGGGCACGAGCGCGAAGCACAUGGGGCAGCGCGUGGGCGUGAAGCACGCGCUGGAGGACGAGGACGUGGUGCAGCUGGUGAAGGGGGACAAGGUGGACAAGGACGAGCUCAAGGGACGAUUCUCGGUGACGAAGAAGAACGACCCGGCUCGAAUCGCGGACAGGGUGAAGAAGGCUAAGCUCAAGACGUGA